Messenger RNA from Fundulus heteroclitus (mummichog), 3576 nucleotides. RefSeq names its product solute carrier family 17 member 9b (gene slc17a9b). The record is from RefSeq and is a predicted model, not a curated record. The transcript is spliced from 13 exons. Gene Ontology annotation, cellular component: membrane. Gene Ontology annotation, molecular function: transmembrane transporter activity. The coding region runs from base 526 to 1926 and encodes 466 amino acids. Lineage: Eukaryota; Metazoa; Chordata; Actinopteri; Cyprinodontiformes; Fundulidae. Gene Ontology annotation, biological process: transmembrane transport.
CAUCAGCUGCGCUGCUGGGCUGUGGACGGGGACGGCGCGUGCCGUGCCGUGCAGGGAAGGGAGUGUUUACGUUUUACUGCAACGUCACGCUCACUAAAGCCACAGAGGACCGAAACGCCCAUUUACCGUUUCGAAUGAAACUGUAGCGGAAUGAGAAAAGACUGGCUGUGCGGCUGGAGCCAUAGCCUGACAUCUGAAUCACUUCCUGAUUAACCCUGUCGAGCGAACGGCGAACUGCGAGCCUCUCAGGCAGGAGGCAGGAGGAGGAGGAGGAGGAGGAGGAGGCUGAAGAGAAAAAGUGACACGUGGAUCAUUCCUCCCAGGGCAUCAAGACCAACACUCCUCCUCCAGCUUAGUGCCGCGACUUGGUAAUGGACUAGAACGCCGAAACCCCGGGGAACGUGUCCGUGUCACUGCCUCCUCCUCUGCCCGCUGUUUUCUGUCUUUCUCGCUGACAGAUCCGGAAAUAGGGUGCAAGUGAGGUGCACGAGCCGUCGUCAAGGGUCUGCCGUCGCCUCGCGUUGAAUGGCAGUUAUUCAAAAACAUGGCAAGAGCUCUGGUCCAGAUUUGGUCUUUCACAAGGAGAGCCUCCCGCCUGACAAGGUCGGAGCCCACGGAUGCCAGAAGAAGUGGCCCGAAGCGCACUCACACUGGUCGAGGCCAGUGGCGAGGGUAUGGACGGUGGUGCUGCUGUUGGGAACAUGCCUCCUUUACUGCGCCCGUGUGGCGAUGCCCAUCUGUGCCGUCAGCAUGGCGGAGAAGUUCAACUGGACCAAGAGAGAGUCCGGCAUGGUGCUGGGCAGCUUCUUCUGGGGAUACUGCUUCACCCAAGUGUUCGGAGGUUACGUCAGCGACCGUGUGGGAGGUGAGAAGGUCCUCCUGCUCUCUGCAGCAGCCUGGGGCUCCAUGACAGCUUUCACUCCGAUCCUUGCCCACCUCUGCUCCCAGCCAAUCUUCUCCAUGACGCUGGCCCGCUUCCUCAUGGGCCUGUUACAAGGAGUUCAUUACCCUUCCCUGGCAAGCCUGUGCUCGCAGAAGGUGGUGGAGAGCGAGCGAGGCUUCCUCAUGAGCACUGUGGGGAGUGGCUCCUAUCUCGGCACCCUUGUGAUUGGAGGAGUUGGUUCCCUCAUGCUGGACCUGUAUGGCUGGGAGAGCGUUUUCUAUGUGUCCGGUCUCCUCUCAGUCCUUUGGGCUUACUGCAUGUGGAAAUAUCUACUUAAAGGAGAAGGCCCUAUAAUCACACUUGAGUCCCUGGGCAAUGGUGUGGCCCAGUCGAAACUUACCAAAAGACAUUGGGCACGACUCCUUAAACAACCUGCAGUCUGCGCUGUGAUAGUAACACACCUUUGCACAGCAAGCACUUUCUUCACUCUUCUGUCGUGGCUGCCGACGUUCUUUAAAGACACCUUUCCUGAUGCCAAGGGCUGGGUGUUCAACGUCAUUCCCUGGUUGGUAGCCAUACCCUCAUCUCUGUUCAGCGGCUGCUUAUCCGAUCAUCUCAUAAGCCAAGGUUUUGACACCGCCUCAGUAAGGAAGUUGAUGCAGUUUUUCUCCAUGGGAGUGUCCAGCGUGUUCACAGUCCUUCUGUGUGGCAACACCACCUUCCCCUGGGCUGUAGCGUUUGUGUCGGCCACCAUGGGCCUCACCACCUUCAGUCACAGCGGGGUUUCUGUGAAUGUUCAGGAUCUCGCUCCUUCUUGUGCCGGAGCUCUAUUUGGUAUCAUGAAUACGUGUGGGGCAUUCUCAGGAGUCCUGAUGGUGUACUUUUCGGGGUAUCUCAUUGAGGCGACGGGCUCGUGGGGGUCGAUGUUUGCCCUCAUCACCACGGUCAACCUGAUGGGCCUCUUCACCUUCCUGGCCUUUGCUGAGGCUCGCAGGGUCGAUAUCGAGUCCGGCAGGAUCCGCCACAACAGCAUCCACAUCUAAAUCGUUGAUGGGUACAGCGUGUUAUUCCUAAUGAUAAUGUGAUUUUUGGAUAAUCUAUAGGUAGAUUAUCCACAUUGGAUUAUAAUCCAAUAGAUGGUGAGUGGCAUCUUGAACAUGUAAGAUGUGAGAAAUGUCUGUUUAGCUGUGUUUACUAAGGGAGGGCUAUGAAGGUUGCUGAAAAGCACACAGCAGAACAAUGUUACUGAAAAUCCCCUAGAUGGGAUUCAGCCUUUGAACCUGGAAGGAGGAGGCUCUUUCAGUUCAGAGGAAAAUGUCGGAGAGCAUACUUACACUACGUCCAGGUUAAAGCUCGUGAGGCGGUUAAACACGGGGCAAGGAAAGGUGUUUACAUUUGUCUUAAAUUAAAGGCCAUAUGAGAAGUGGAAAGCUGUUGCUCAGUGUUGGAUGUUGUCGAGGGAGCUCUGAGAGCCGCGGCGGCGUUUGAGUCGCUCCCCGACGGCUGUGACAGACAGAAGCUGGGCUCUUUUUCUCACCAUGUAGGUGAGACCCAAGGAGAGUCAACACUCUUCUACCUGAAGUAUUUCACUCGUAAGCCCCAUUCAGUCAUCACUGAGAUAAAUAUCCGAGUGACACCUCAUUACACGGCCACUUAUGACUCUGGCAGACAUCCUUAAUGUUCUGUACAAUUUACCUUCAGUGGACCGUGUUCGCAGUGAGAGACUGGUUCUGUCGGUUUUCAAAGGGGUGACGGAAAGCUUUCUGGGCUUAGUUUCCGCUGAGCGCUUUGCCUCUGGUAGUUGUAUUAAAUACAGUGAUGCAUUUUUUUUUAAGACCAAAGGUUAAUAGUAAAUUAUUAUUUUUUUGUAUGUAGUUGCAUCUACUACAAUACCUCAUUAAAUUAUUUUUGAAGAGUUUCAUAUUUAUAUGGCUUCAAAAUCUUUUUCUCUUUUGGAGAGAAAAUGUGUGAGAGGAAAAUAAAAAUGAAAGGCUGUGAUACGGCCUGGAAAGGCCAAAAAAAGACAUGACUGUGUGUGAGUUAAACCUGAAUUGUUCUUCCACUGAAUUGAAAUGUGUCUGCGUUAGGUGCACGUGUAUUUUAGAGUGAUAUCCAACUUUUUCUUUGUCCCGCUUCAGACGUUUGUUACUGGGGUCUUGGAAUGUAUAAUAACUGUGAGGGUAGGGGAACUUGACUGUCUCUUUAUUGUCUCAGACCUGUUUUUUUCUUUUCUACCCUUGACAUAAUAAAUGAUACUGCAGAUGAAAGGGUUAAGGAUUUUUUUUGGAGCUGCACAUUUAAGAUAUUGCAAUGUUACUACAGAGCACAUGACAACUGAAUGCCAGCUAAAUAAUUCUGAUUGUUGAGACUGUGGCCUUCAGAGCAAUGUUUCAGUUCCUAAUUGAUAUUUGCAAGUUUUUUUUCAUGUUAAAUCCAAAUGCUUACUUAGUGUCUAUAGCUAUGUAUCUAUGCAUUAAUUAUUUUGUGCCUCAUUUAAGUAACAUAUGAAUUGCAAAACGCAGUUCUUGCCACACAGUGUAUAUUAAUAAUUUGUAGGAAUUGUCUGUUUUGUGUCACCUGGAUUAUGUGCAGACAACGGCACGUUUUCUUUUGGAAUAAAUAUCUUGCUCUACAGAUUGAGCUUUGUAAAUGUGCAUUGCAUUUCAUUAAAUUUUGGUACUUCGCUACACAUA